Betta splendens (Siamese fighting fish) is the source of this 3842-nucleotide messenger RNA. It is a transcript of the gene nup58, whose product is annotated as nucleoporin 58. Bases 731 to 2527 code for a protein of 598 amino acids. Gene Ontology annotation, cellular component: nuclear pore. Gene Ontology annotation, molecular function: structural constituent of nuclear pore. The record is from RefSeq and is a predicted model, not a curated record. Gene Ontology annotation, biological process: nucleocytoplasmic transport. NCBI's taxonomy places the organism in Eukaryota, Metazoa, Chordata, Actinopteri, Anabantiformes, Osphronemidae. The transcript has 14 exons.
UUAAAUGCAUAUUUUCCUUUAAUUCAAUAAUUUGCUAAUAAUCGAUUUAUUUCUUUAUUUGGGUUUUGUUUUGUAUUUGUUUAUGGUUUGUAUUUACCAAUUGAUUAAACAUGCAUGUGAAUUGUGUAUGCACUGAAUGUAAGUGGAGCUUCUCUGGGGGGCCAUGGCUACCCCUGACCACCCCUUGGGGCGCCACUGGGGGAUAUAGGAUACAGAGCAAUAAUUACGUUUCUAGACAGAUUUAGAAAGUAGAAUAUAAGAAGUGUCAUAUUUUAUUUUGUUUUAUUAUUUUUUUAAUAUAGGUUAGGAAAGAAAAGAAAUACCGUCGUACUCCAACAGGUAGCGGUAAUGCAUUGCCGAAUUGAUUGUCAACCGCCAGUAAAACAUGAAGAAGAAGAAGUAACCGAUUACCCGAAAUGCAAUAGGAUUAGGGAAAUGCCAGGCGGGCAAUAGAAAAAUCACCAGAGUUUGUCCUUCGCUGUUUACAAUGUUUUAACAUUCUUAUAAACCAAGGUUUAUUGCCAAAGCCCGCCGCAUAUAAUUAAACAUUUUAGGAUUAUACGAGAAGAGGCGAAAUUGUUUUCCUUUAAGGGAAAGAGACGGUGGAGUUGGUCCUCGCGUGGGCAUCUUUCAAAGCUAGCGUGUUAGCUGUAAUGCUGCCCUAGGCGCUCACUUUCUCGUGGAAUGGGUAGAAUCUAAGUAGGUAGUUAGAGUUAAAUGUGUGCUAAAUAUGUCUAGCUUCAACUUUGGAUCGGGGACUCUUGGUCCCACCAAUACGGGUGGAGGAUUCUCAUUUGGGGGCGCAACCACAGCACCUGCAGCCAAUGCUGGUGGCUUCUCUUUCGGAACCGCUCUGGGUACAGCACCUGCCACCCCUGCCUCCACCACUAGUACCACCCCAUCUCUUGGACUCGGAGGAACUCUCUUUGGUCAGAAACCUGCUGGAGGUCUCUCUUUUACCACACCAGCCUCAAGUGCUGUUGCACCCACUACUGGCCUUACGUUAGGUGCCCCAGCCACUAGAGCAUCCACCACCGGCUUUAGUUUGGCUUUUAACAAGCCUACUGCCUCCGCAACACCCUUCUCCCUCCCUACUCCUGCUGCCACCUCUUUGCAAGCCCCUGGUGGGACAGGUUUGUCAUUCGGCUCUGUCCUAACGUCCACAGCUUCUCAGCAGCCUGCAGGUACAGGCUUUACCCUUGGUCUUGGUGCCACAACAACAACCGCAGCAGCCUCAACAGGCCCAUCACUGGCUGGGGGUCUCUUCGCCAGUACCUCUUCUGCAAGUUUAGGUCAGCCCACUCUCGGAGGUGGUGGGCUAACACUCAAUUCUCUAUUGGCUACCUCCACCACAGGAUCGUCAGCCCCUGCGCCAAGUAUUGGCCUAGGUGGAGUUGACUUUAGCACUUCUUCUGAAAAUAAGAGUGACACAUCUGGAGCUAAUGCACAGGACAGUAAAGCAUUAAAGGAUGAGAACCUUCCUCCUGUCAUUUGUCAGGAUGUGGAGAAUUUUCAGAAAUUUGUAAAGGAGCAGAAGCAGGUUCAAGAGGACAUCAGUAGAAUGUCAUCUAAAGCCAUUAGUAAAGUCCAAGAUGACAUCAAGAGCCUCAAACAGCUUCUUUCUGUCAGUGCCAGUGGUCUGCAGCGCCAAGCUUUGGCUAUUGACAAACUAAAACUGGAGACAGCGCAGGAGCUGAAAAAUGCUGACAUAGCCCUUCGUACACAGAAGACUCCACCUGGACUUCAACAUGAGAACACUGCUCCCUCAGAUUAUUUCCGGAUCCUGGUAGAACAGUUUGAGGUGCAGUUGCAGCAGUAUCGUCAGCAGAUAGAAGAGCUGGAGAACCACCUCACAACACAGAGCAGUGGGUCGCACAUCACUCCUCAGGAUCUAACCUUAGCCAUGCAGAAAUUGUAUCAGACAUUUGUUGCACAGGCUGCCCAGCUCCAGUCCGUUCAUGAAAAUGUCAAGAUCUUGAAACACCAGUACCUUUCUUAUCGACGAGCCUUCCUGGAGGACUCCACGGAUGUCUUCGAGUCCAAACGCACAUCUGGGAGGAAGUGGCAGAGUACACCUCGGGUCACAACUGGGCCUGCCCCCUUCUCCAGUGUGCCCAACGCCGCAGCGGUUGCAAUGGCAGCUACGCUGACCCAGCAACAGCAGCCAACUCCAGGGACCCAGGCACCCUUGGGGGCAGGGUUCGGAAACCCUUUUGCCUCAGCAGUGGGCACUAGUCUGGGCUCUUCUACUCUUGGAGGUUUCAGUGGUGGCCCAGGAUUUGGUGGGGUUGGGACUGGGGGGUCUUCUUUUGCCUUCUCCUCUGCAGCUAAACCCACGGGAGGCAGUCUAAGUGCAGGCUUUGGUAGCAGCAGCAGCUCAGGCUUUAACUUCAGCAACCCUGGCAUCAACCCAUCAGCUGGCCUGACCUUUGGUGUUUCUAAUCCCCCAUCUGCAGCCUUUGGCGCUGCAGGACCCCUUCUACAGCUCAAGAAGCCCCCUGCUGGUAAUAAAAGGGGCAAGAGAUAGAGCCAUGCAACGACACAAUCUGACCAGCUUGGGGUUUUUAGCCGGUAAGGCCAGGUCUCCCAAAAGCAGAUAUCAAUGCGCCAUUUGAGCAACAACACAAUCACCCAUUUAAAAUAAUAGGUAAAGACAAAAUUUCUGAAAUUACUCAAAAUUGUGGCUUUUCACACUUUUGUAUUAUGUCAAAAAUUCUCCACUGAUGUGAAUUCUUGUUCUGGAGCCUAUAGCUUAUAUUUCCUUUCAGAGAUAAUACAAAAAAGUAGCCCAUGUUCAUGUUUUUAUUUGAUCAUCUAACCACUGAACUUGUAACACACAGGUCUUACUAAGCAGUAUCUGAAUCAAUAUAGAGACAGUGGCACGUAUGGAUAAACUUGUUUGCGUAAUUUGACUUUGGUCAUUUGCUCGCCCUCAGAAUGUUGCCUGCCUACUGCAACCUGUAGCAAUGCCAGCCGCAGACAUAGCUGGAUCAAGCCUGAAGCGUCUCAGUUAUCUGUGAGGAUUUGCUUUAGUCCAAAUAUUGUACAGGACAGACUGUGCUUUCGCGCUUGGCUGGUGCAGUUGGGUCCUUUUUUGUUUUACACUAAAGGCCGGUUGUAGAACUGCACUUCCCUGCUGUUCAAACAAGGAGUUUGACCCAAAUCUCGUCCAUGAAAGGGUAAGAUAAGGUAAAGGGAAAGAGGAUUAAGGGGUAAUAAUUAAUAACAGAAUUGUCCCCUGUCGACUGAUACGAGACAGUUUUACAGGCACAAAAACAUGUCCAGGGUGGUUUUUGGGGAAGCACAGUUUUAUUUUUCUAUCAAGAGAAGGACGUUAUAAUUGGGUAUAAAGGGGGCUAACGCUUUGGGAACUAGUCCACCUAACCGGUGUUGUCUUUGCUAGCCCUAAAGUCCAUUUAUUAAUUACGUUGUAGGUAUAUUUUGGUUUGCUGUGUCUGUCUUUGUAAGAAGAAAAGACACUGAGCUGUUUGUAUUCCAUGACUUUCAUUGGAUUAGAAUCUGAAAGGGACUUCACAAGCAGAUUCUACCCACUCAUGUUAUACAUGUGCUUGCCAGUGUAUGUGGUCGUGAGGAUGUGCAUGCGUGUCUACUGCACACGUAUGAGUUUGCCUCUGGUUUGUCAUAGUUGCAGACUUCCUUUUGAGCGUUGGAUGUUGAUUUUUUGGCCGGAGGGGGGAGGUGGGGUUAUGCCUUUUUUGUUCCUUUUUUUUAAUUGUCCAUGUAAGUCCAGUUACCAAAUACUGGUAGUUGUAUUCUUGUUUUCUAAUCUGCGUAAACUUGUAUUUUCAACAAACUGUUUAUUAAUAAAAACUUCAAACUUA